CAUCACAGAGAGAGAAUAAUGAAUGUCAAGUUCAGUGUUUUUCGGUUGCCCAUUGAAUGCGAAAGUAUUUAGUUUGUUACAACUCUUUAAGUGCAAAAUGCAAAAAUAAUAAAAUAAAUAAUAAAUAAACAUUUAAACGAACUUUUAUAGAUGUAUAGUGAUGGAUAGUACUUACAUACAAAUGUACAUGUUAAAAGUGAAAUAACUGAAAGACGUCUACGGUGGGGAAAGAAACAUUUUUUUAAAUUGGUGCUGAUUUUUAACAUUUCAAGCAAUUAAUAGAAAAAUACGGAAAACAGAACUGUAGAACACAAUUGCAAUUGCAACAGUACUUACAUGUGAUUCCAGUUAAUAAAUUCUCUAAAAAGUAUUUUAUUCCACAAUUUCAAAUUAUACGGGGCGAAAUAGAAUAUUAAAAAAAAAAAAUUGCAAGAUUGCAUUAAAUUGAGUCAAACAACUAACUAUGUAUAUACAAAAAUGAAUUGUGCAACCAGUCCUCAGGAAAGUUUCGUUUAAAACAGUUCUUAAAAAUUUUACUAACGGAAAAGUUCUGUCGAUUGUAUUUUAAAAACAUACAUAUAGCUUCUAUUAAGUCCUUUUAGACAAAGGACUAAUUUUAACAAAUAUAUUUGCGUCGUUGUGUGAAAUCGAAUUGAAAUUCAAGUGCCAAAAAUACAAACGUCAAAUGUCGACGAGUGCCUUAUUUGUACAAAUAACAUCCAUCCAUUCUUUUACAUUUACUUAAUGCAGAAUUAAAAUACUUAACAACGGAAAUUUCUGUAAAAUUAUGCAACUAUUAUUAUUAAACUAACUUAACAAAGCACAAAACAAACAUAGAAGAGCAUUUAUUAUACAAAUGUACAUAAUUUUCUAAAGAUAAAUUUAAUACGAUAUAAAUAAAUAUUAUAUUAAUUAAACAAAAUUAAUAAAAAACUAAAACAUUUACAAGUGCCUUUUAGUAGUGUUAAGUGUUGUUGAUUUAAACAAAAGCUCAUGUUACCAGUCUUUUAAAAAAAUCCCAUAACAGGUGGCUUCAUGAGAGUAAUUCAAAGAUACAUAACUAGACUGUAAUACAUAUCCACACAUACGUUAGAAGUUGUUGUAUUGACUAACACUCCCACACAAAUACCACAAACGGAGUGAAACAAACAAACGAUUCGUAUAUCGUUUAGGAUAGAAAAGUCCUAUUCCUUGAAUUAUGUCAUCAAAUCAUAGUGACAAGAUUAAAUUCGAAAAUGUCAAUAGAAAACGUAACACACCCAUACUAUCGAAGGGUCUCAAUAGGACCGUUAAAGAGAAACCGCUGGGAGAACGACGCAAAGCGGUAUUACGUCAGGAGUUAAUGGUCUUUCUUGGCAACACCGGAGUCAUGGGUGCUGGUAUGGCAGUGGCCUUACCCUCCGUUACUUUGGGCCAAUUAACGGAUAUAACGGAAGAAUUCCAUCUUUCAGAGGAGGAGGCCAGUUGGUUUUCCUCCAUUAAUUCAAUGGCUUGUCCUUUAGGAGGUUUAUUGGUUGGAUAUCUAAUGGAUAGGGUGGGGAGAAAAAAUACAAUUGUCUUCACCGAUAUCUGUGGCGUUCUUGGCUGGGCCUUAUUAGCUACUGCUCCCCUGCAUAAAGAAAGCUCAGCAAUUUUUACACAAAUAUUAAUAGGACGUUUUCUUUCAGGAAUCAUGAUUGGCUUGUGCGUAUCACCAGUAGGAGUAUAUUCUGCCGAAAUUAGCUUACCUAAAAUUCGAGGAAGACUGAUAUUGGGCACUUCUAUAGGUAUAGCAGCAGGAAUUUUAUUCAUGUAUGUUCUCGGUUAUUUUAUAAGGAAUGAUUGGCAACUAAUAGCAAUAAUUUCCACGGCUUAUCAAGUAUUUUCUGCCAUUUGUGCCUUACCCAUGCCAGAAACUCCCAGUUGGUUAAUGCAAAAGGGUUAUGCCGAAAAAGCCAGACGAUCUCUGAAAUACUUUCGAGGCUUUAAUAAGAAUGAUGUAUCAUAUUGUGAAGAAUUCGAAAAUGAACUAAGUCAAAUUAAAAGAACUUCGGAAUUAAGCCGCAGCACAGCCGAAAGCGAAUCACUUUUGCAGGCUGUUAAAGCUCCCGAGGUUUAUAAACCUCUCUUGUUGAUGAUUGGUUUCUUUGGAUUUCAACAGUGCUCAGGAGUAGUAGUUGUUGUUGUGUAUGCUGUUCAAAUAGCCACUCUAGCUGGUGUGUCCAUAGAUCCCAGAUUGUGCGCGGUGUUAGUGGGAGUGGCGCGCAUCAUCACCACAUUUUUUAUGAGCACAAUAUUUGAACGAUGGGGACGUAAACCAGCAGGAGUGAUUUCUGCUGCCGGCAUGACAAUUUGCAUGUUCUUAUUAGCGGCUUCUGGCUGGUUUCCGGAGGAAUUUCAACAAGUAUCUAUUUUACCAGCUAUUUGCAUUGUGCUGCAUAUAGUCUUCUCAACCAUGGGACUUCUUACUUUGCCUUUCUUUAUGAUCUCCGAGGUGUUUCCACAGCGUGUUCGUGGCAGCGCAUCUGGCUUCUCAGUAAGUUGCGGUUUACUUAUAUCCUUUGCUGUCAUUAAACUAUAUCCUGCCAUGGAAUCAGCUAUGGGCACUGCAAAUCUGUUUGCCUUUUACGGGGUUGUUUCGUUAGUGGCUGUGCCUUUUAUAUUUUUCCUUAUACCAGAAACCAAAGGUCGAACUCUACUCGAAAUUGAAGAAUAUUUCAGAACUGGUCGUAUGGCAUCAUCCUCAGAAGUCGAUCUAAGUCAGCCUACCAGCCCAAAGAAUAACAACGAUGUUUCCGAUGAUGCUUUGGAAUCAUUUCUUAAACCUUAAAACCCAUAAUGGGUCAAACUUAGUUACUUAAAGCGGCGCUAUUGUACUUAUUUUGUCGUAUCUAAGAUUUGUCAAAUUAUUCCAAAGAUUUCUAACAAAAGCACUAAAAUUAUGUCUGUGAUCAAAUAAAAAAUAAAACAAAACGAACAUAAGGCGUUAUUCACUGCAUGGUGAAUAAUUACUACUUUUUUCAAACUUUUUUAAUGCAACAAAAAGUACAAUUUUAAAAUACUUGAAUAUUUUUUGUACGGCCUCAUAACAAAAAUUUACGGAUGUUCCCAUUUAUAAUUAAAGUUUAAUUUAUUUUAAGAAGAGACCGCCUCUUAAAAUGUUUGUAGCAUAAAAAAUGAAUUAAACCUUCAUUUUAGUAGGGAACAUGGACAUCUUAUUUUGUGAGUCCGUUAUAAAAAUCGGAAUAAGAUUAACAAAACAAUUAAUUAAUACGAUGUACUUAUUUCUUAAAACCUUAAAAUGUAUGUUAACAAAAUAUUUAAAUAAAUAUAUUUUUAAUGUUUGUAGCAUAA
This is a messenger RNA of Lucilia sericata (common green bottle fly), 3333 nucleotides long. Its product is annotated as facilitated trehalose transporter Tret1. Gene Ontology annotation, molecular function: sugar transmembrane transporter activity. Lineage: Eukaryota; Metazoa; Arthropoda; Insecta; Diptera; Calliphoridae. Bases 1199 to 2809 code for a protein of 536 amino acids. The record is from RefSeq and is a predicted model, not a curated record. Gene Ontology annotation, biological process: carbohydrate transport; transmembrane transport. Gene Ontology annotation, cellular component: membrane. The transcript is spliced from 5 exons.